This is a messenger RNA of Plasmopara halstedii, 621 nucleotides long. RefSeq lists its product as uncharacterized. The transcript has 3 exons. NCBI's taxonomy places the organism in Eukaryota, Oomycota, Peronosporomycetes, Peronosporales, Peronosporaceae. The record is from RefSeq and is a predicted model, not a curated record. The coding region runs from base 1 to 621 and encodes 206 amino acids.
AUGAAGCAUCUGAGUGAGGGUGAACGCCACGAUGAUACCGUAGACCGAUGUGGCGAUUUAAUGCGAAAACAACAGUCGUUAUCGACUAAAGCGAGGUCUUUGGACGUAAACCAUCGUUCGAGUCGGAGAUCGAUGAAUUUUGUUGAGGGAGUGAUUGCGGCUAGUGAACAAGUUGGGGCAGAAAGCAAAAAUAAUUCGCGUCAUGACAAUAUCCUCUCGAAUUAUAAGCGACGCACGCCUGAAGAAUUAGCUGAAUAUAGUCGACUGUGUGAGCAGCGAAUAGCAAACACCCGAGGAAAAGAUCUUCAAGAUCGACAGUAUGCUCUGGCACUCGAGCGAGAGCGUCAAGCGCGAAGUCGGGCAGCAAGUGAAGCUGCACCAGCUCAGGCUGUUCAAAGACUUCGAAAACGACGAGAAAAGCUGCGACGUGCUGCGGAAGCGGAGCUUGAGGCUCUAGUUGUACAACAAGAGUCUUCGCUCGAGGCUAUGAACAUUGUUCGAAUGCUGUCGCCUCGAUUUUUAGAGCGUGCGCAGUUCACACCCUCUAUAGCCAGAUAUUCUGCCGAAGACGAACGUAUAAAAUGCCUUCUUUCGUCAAGAAAUGAAGGCUCUUACUACUAA